AUGUGUCUUCUCAUUAUGCUUAAUUCGACUAAUUUUAAUGACUUGACUACACCAGACGAGUGUUCCUUAAUUACCUUUUUUAUGUAUUUAGGUGAGCACUUUUUGGCUGAGGAAUUGGCGACCAAGGUUCGCAUCUACUGCUUCAUUUUAACGGUUCCAGCUGCAAAGAAAGUGAAGGCUGUCCACGUGAAGGCGACCUGGGCCCGUCGAUUCGAUAAAUUCGUCUUCAUCAGCAGUGAAGACGACCCGACUUUCCCCACGUUAAAGGCUGUUGAUACGGAAUCCAGGAAACACCUGUGGCUGAAGACGCGAUUUGGAGUUAUUACCGCCUACAGAGACCACCUCAACGACUUUGACUUCUUCAUGAAGGCGGAUGACGACACUUAUGUCAUUGUUGAAAAUUUGCGUCUGCUGCUAUCAACUAAAGAUCCAAAUGUGCCUAUGCUAAUGGGACGCAAGUUUAACACCGUAAGUCCAGUUUUUUUUCCUCGUGAAAAUUUAACUGGUUCAUAUACCACUCAGGGUUAUCUAUCCUCAGAAUUGUGCAAACUUGUCUUUUAUAAACAACAAAAUGAUGCUGAUCAGUCGAAUCCAUACGGUUUUGAGAAAAGUGGCCAAAGAGACCGGAGACAAGAUCAGAUGCAGAAACAUGUCCCUCAGGGAUACACAUCCGGUGGCGCGGGUUACGUUCUCUCCCGGGCUGGCCUUAAGCUCAUUGCUGAGGGUAUGCUGAGGAAUGAAACAGGAUGUGAGCCCGCCUUUCGAGCAGAAGAUUUGCGAAUGGGACUAUGCGCGCAGGCGGUCGGUGUAAAAAUAAUCGAUAGUCUGGACGAGCACGGCAGAGAGACUUUUCAUCCCUUCAAACCGGCCACCAUGGUCAGUGAGAAGUGGUUGCGAGCCAUAAAGUGGUAUCGUCGGUAUAAUGCACAUCCGCUCACAUACGGCGUUAACUGCUGCAGUGACCAUUCAAUCUCCUUUCACUAUAUGCGUCCUGCGGAUAUGUACAUGGCGGAAUACCUUUUCUACCAUCUAUACCCCUACGGCAUAACUCGGGACUUGGAAACCUACAGAAGCGCCCUGGAGGACCGCAGCCGAAGGGGAGGUGGUUUGUAA
This is a messenger RNA of Dibothriocephalus latus, 1113 nucleotides long. The record is from the annotation of a GenBank genome assembly. Lineage: Eukaryota; Metazoa; Platyhelminthes; Cestoda; Diphyllobothriidea; Diphyllobothriidae.